This is a messenger RNA of Cannabis sativa, 1749 nucleotides long. Its product is annotated as lysine-specific demethylase JMJ30. The transcript is spliced from 7 exons. The record is from RefSeq and is a predicted model, not a curated record. Gene Ontology annotation, molecular function: 2-oxoglutarate-dependent dioxygenase activity. Bases 225 to 1484 code for a protein of 419 amino acids. Lineage: Eukaryota; Viridiplantae; Streptophyta; Magnoliopsida; Rosales; Cannabaceae.
AUUCAUUCAAUCAAAACUCUUCUCAUUCCAAAAUCAAUUAUUGUGUGUUGCCUUACUAUAUAUAUUUUCCUCUCAAUUUAUUUUGUCCAAACUAAAAAGAACACUUGUCUAUAACCUUCAAACUACAAGAAAGAAAGGAAAAAAAAGUCUUUUUGUUCAUUCUUUGUUUCUCAUAGUCCAUUCUUGAAUGAUCUUUUUCGUCACUAUCAUCACCGGAGUCGACAAUGUCGUCCGCCGCCGCCACUGAAAUUUCCGAUCAAUUCGAAACCCCAAUUCUCGACGCAGAAUCUUCAGUCCUUCUCCACACAAUUUCCGAGCACGGCGGCUAUGCUUUCGUCCGCAUGGCUUCUCAAGCCGAAGCCGGCGACUUUCGGGCCGCCGAGGCGGCUCGCGAGAUGGCUUGGGAGCAGCUUCACUCGGGUCCAUGGCACUCUGUUCAGCCGGCUUGGCGCGACGCUUACUCCAUGGCUUGCCUCCGAGUCGCCAAGCUUCAUUUCGCUAGCGGCGAAUUUAAGGAAGCCCUUAGGGUUUUGGAUAUGGGUCUAAUUAUGGGUGGAACUCUUUUGAGGAAAGAUUUGGAUUCUGCUGUUCAUAAAGUUUCCUCCAAAGCUAGGGUUUCUGAAGCUCAAGGUGUCAGUAAUGGCUCUUCUUCUUCGAAAUCGGAGUGUGAAUUGGUUCACGACGGCCUCAACAAGGCGGAGAUUCUUCAAAUGUUGCCUGAGAAAUCAUUGUCUGGUAAGACAGUGGUGAAAAGGUCUGGUCUUUCUAUGGAGGGAUUUCUUCGUGAAUAUCUGUUGAAUGGAUUACCAGUGGUUAUAAACGAUGCCAUGACUCAUUGGCCAGCAAUGACAAAGUGGAAAGACUUGGAUUACUUAAAGACUAUUGCUGGGGAUCGAACUGUACCUGUUGAGGUUGGGAAGAAUUAUCUAUGCUCUGAAUGGAAGCAAGAGCUCAUAACGUUUUCGCAGUUUCUUGAGAGGAUUCGAGCUAUUAGCUCUUCUUCUUCCUCGUCUUCUGCUGCCCCGACAUAUCUUGCUCAGCAUCCAUUAUUCGAUCAGAUAAACGAGCUACGAAAUGACAUAUGUGUUCCAGACUACUGUUUUGCUGGUGGGGGCGAGAUAAGAUCUCUAAAUGCUUGGUUCGGUCCGGCUGGUACAGUGACACCAUUACACCAUGAUCCACACCAUAAUUUACUUGCUCAGGUGGUUGGAAAAAAGUAUGUGAGAUUGUACCAUUCUUCCAUUUCGGAUGAGCUUCAUCCAUACACCGAAACUAUGCUUUUCAAUUCGAGCAAGGUUGAUCUAGACAACAUAGACGAGAAAGUAUUUCCAAAGGUGCGCGAUUUAGAAUUCGUAGACUGCAUUUUAGAGGAAGGCGAAAUGCUUUACAUCCCACCGAAAUGGUGGCACUAUGUGCGAUCUCUAACAACAAGUUUUUCGGUUAGCUUUUGGUGGAAUGACACUGAAAAUUCAACAGAUUCUUGAGUUUUCAUUGCUUCCAUGGCGGGUUUUGUUCCCUUUCUUUUUCGUUGUGGUUAAUUAGAAGUUUAGGUGGUUAUGGUGAGUGUAGAAACCAGAGCGUUUUGCUAUCUUGGAUCUCAAAUAGGUUUAUUCUUGUGUAUAUAGCAUUUUUCAACGCUCAGGCUGCUAGACUUUUACAUAUUUUUAUUAAUUAAAAAUGGAAAUGUGUGAACUUCUUAAAGAAGUAUGUCUUUGCUUUAAUAAUAUCAAAUUUCAGUGAUUUGUAUUA